ACAAAAUAUUUUAAUAUAUCAGACACUUACAUUGUCACUCACACAUUUGCAAACUUCAUCUUUUUCUUGCCUCCUUCCUUCACAGCCUGUCAAGCCUGAAUUAUUAACUAACCUCAAAGUCAGUCUCAUAAUUGUUGCUUUCUAUGAACUAUCUUUUGUCUCUCAAGGAGAACUAUGAGAGAAUUUUCCACUUGUAAUAGUAUUACUAUUAUAGAUUAAGUGUGAAAAUGGUUGCAUGAGAAUGUCAUUCACCAGAGAAAUCUUUAAUUCUGCUACUUCAUAUUACAGGCAUGGAAAUCAAAAUUGAAUAUUCUAUAAAUGUUCUAGCAAUAAUAGUAGGGAGCAACAACUUAACUUUGGGUGGAGUGAAUGUGUGGGAGCAUUAUAGAAUCCAUCAUGGAUAAGAAGCAGCUUGACAGAAACAAUAUAGAAUCCAUCAAAAAGACAAUGCAGAUGCAUGAAGACAUCUUCAAACACCAGGUAAGAGAACUACACCGAAUAUACGAUGUGCAGAAGAUGCUGAUGAAUGAGCUAAGAAACAAGAUUAGACAACAAAGUUUUUGGAGUCCAAUGAAUGACAUAGAUAAGCAAAUUUCAAGAGGUUUUGAUCUUGAAAAGCCGGCCGCGGAAAACACUUUGAUAGGAUCAUCAUUUUGCAUCAAUGAAGGUGAGGUAGGAACUAGUUCCUACACUGCUGCAUUUCAGAAUUGUAAUGAAGAAAUGGAAGUUGAUUUGACAUUAAGCAUAGGAGGUAGCAAGGUUAAGAAUAGUACUAUGAAACUUCAGUUAGGAGAAUGCAGUGACACAGAAGCCCCUAUUAGAAGCAACAGUGUGACUUUUACUCAAGGUUUAUAGCUUAAAUAGCAGUUUAUUAAUUAACUUUUUUGUUUCUUUGUAAUUGUUGUAACACUUCGAUUUUGCAUGAACCACUGAAUUUAGAUGGUUCGUGCAUUCACACGUUUCU
Molecule: messenger RNA, 964 nt
Organism: Lathyrus oleraceus (garden pea)
Lineage: Eukaryota; Viridiplantae; Streptophyta; Magnoliopsida; Fabales; Fabaceae
Exons: 3
Coding region: 370-855 (161 amino acids)
Source: RefSeq, a predicted model, not a curated record